AAUCACGACAUCACGGUCCGCCCAUAAUGCGUUUGAUACAGGCUUUCAUAACGGCAUUGCUGCCAUUCGCGGCGCUCGCGGCCACAAAGACGCCCGAAGAACGAUUCAACGAAGCCAUUUCGAAAUCACAACCCAUCAAGCUUGACGACAGGGCAUACGACAAACUUACCAGAGCUCCGCGAGACUACUCUGUUGCCGUUCUCUUGACAGCUUUGGAUGCAAGAUUUGGAUGUGCCCUAUGCACAGAGUUCCAGCCAGAAUGGGAGCUUUUGGCCAAGAGCUGGACCAAGGGCGACAAGAGCAAAGAGUCAAGAUUGGUCUUCGCUACACUGGACUUCUUCGAUGGAAAGCAGACCUUUCAAAGCCUUCAACUCCAGACUGCUCCAGUGAUGCUUCUCUGGCACCCAACUACUGGACCCCACGCGAAGCCUGACAGGCCCAUGGAAAGAUUGGACUUCAACACUGGCAUCAAUCGCGCCGACCCAGUCCAUGGCUGGCUCUCUCGAAACCUGCCUGAUCGACCUCACCCACCACUCUCCCGACCAAUCAACUAUGUCAAGGUCGCCGUCACCAUCACUGCUGUACUUGGUGUAGUCACCUUCUUCGCCGUCGCUGCACCAUACAUCCUGCCCAUCAUCCAGAACCGUAAUCUCUGGGCUGCCAUCUCACUCAUUGCCGUACUCCUCUUCACCUCCGGACACAUGUUCAACCACAUCAGAAAGGUGCCAUACGUUGCUGGGGACGGGAACGGAGGCGUUAGCUACUUUGCAGGUGGCUUCCAGAACCAAUUUGGAUUGGAGACGCAGAUCGUUGCUGCGAUAUACGGAAUCCUUGCAUUCGCGACGAUCAGCCUUGCGCUCAAGACACCUCGCAUCCAAGAUCCACAGGCACAGAAACUCGCGGUGAUCGUCUGGGGGGGCGUCAUUCUUGUCGUCUACUCUUUCCUGCUCAGUGUCUUCCGUGUGAAGAAUGGAGGAUACCCCUUCUGGCUGCCACCAUUCUAGAGGCCUUGUCGCGGCGGUGAGCGGCCGAAGCGGGCUCACAAGCAUUGCAUGUGUAGGUAACAUGUAUCAAAAGCGACCAUUAAAAGCAUUCGGCGCAUAGAAUCCAUCUCAGGCUAAUCCUCACUGCAAGCAUGCUCUCUCAAACACGUUCUUCCAUGGUCCUACAAGCCGCUUCUACGUUAUGUAGCAAUUCCAUGGAGCUAAUGUGAAAGCAGGAGGCCACAGUCUCAGCAUCUGGAACGUGACGCGCUCGCAGCUCAGCACGAAUAUCAAUCCGUGGCUCUCACUCAUCGUCAUGUAGUCAAUGCAAGCUCCAACUGGAGCUCACUCAGCCUACGGUCGAGAGCAUUGUCUUGAGCCACCGAACACAUGGCGGACUAAAAAAGCAAUUCAUACAAUGUCGGGUGCUGCUUUCGUCAUCUAUAAAUCCCCUUCAUACAUGUAUCCACUAAUGUAUCUUC
Messenger RNA from Pseudocercospora fijiensis CIRAD86, 1465 nucleotides. RefSeq lists its product as uncharacterized. The transcript is spliced from 4 exons. The record is from RefSeq and is a predicted model, not a curated record. Bases 27 to 1004 code for a protein of 325 amino acids. NCBI's taxonomy places the organism in Eukaryota, Fungi, Ascomycota, Dothideomycetes, Mycosphaerellales, Mycosphaerellaceae. Gene Ontology annotation, cellular component: oligosaccharyltransferase complex.